GCYGUUUGAUUUCACCCAAAGAAGGCACAACAUGCAUGUUAUGUAUUUCCACCUAAAAAAACAUGUUUUGUGGAUGUGAUCGCGUAUCAAUAUAGYGACAUUGCAUGUUUAUAUGGUUAUGUAUACUUUCAAGGCCAAAACAGUUWCAUAAACUUUGCUAGAUGUAGAGAAAACAUGGAAAAUCGUCCGUAGCUUUGAGUUUGGCCAUCAACAUGGACGUCACAAGUAGUGUCUUCACAGUGACAAGAAAAACGGACAAGAUCUUCAACAGGAAUCCUACGUUACCAAGAAUGCGACACAAGUCAAAGCUAGUCGUCCUUGUAGCGGUCCUUUUUGCGUUUUUCUUGGCAUUUGUUUGUUCUCAGUUAUGGACGCGAGUCCGUGCCAAUAAUGACAGUGAUACUCGGUUGUACCCAGCCAAACCAGAGUWCUUAGAGACAAUCUUCGUCCAAAAAACUCAACCAUCUCCUCAAAAAACAAACACAAAAUGUCGUAUGUUUUCUUGUUUCAAUAUUUAUCGGUGCAAAUACAACGAGAACAGUCUUAUUAGUGUGUAUGUUUAUCCCUACACUGAGUUUAUUGACAGUACAGGAAACAAGGUUAUUCUGMAUCCUGUUUCACAGCAAUACCAUGAACUUAUGAAUGCAAUAAGACAAAGUAGUUAUUAUACAGAUGAUAGAGAUAAUGCUUGUGUUGUUGUACCACCAAUUGAUACCUUGAAUCAAAAUGGGCUUGAUCUAGAUACAGUAUCCAAGGCUCUUGCUAGCCUACCAACCUGGAAUAAAUCUGAAAGGAAUCAUUUGGUAUUCAAUAUGCUUCCUGGAGGCCCCCCUGAUUUUAACCCAUCACUGGACCUUCCACUUGGAAAAGCUAUCCUGGCAGGGGGAGGCAUGUCUACAGUGACCUUCAGACCUAGUUUUGAUAUUAGUAUUCCUGUCUUCAAUGCAUUAACCAACAUACCUUCAAAGGUAAAAGAGAARAGACAGGCAAAAUGGCUGAUGAUUUCAAGUCAAGUAAAUUACUUCACUGAAUACAGAGAAGAUUUGUAUCAACUUGAAAGAGACAAUCAAGACAUGUUGGUACUAAAUCGCUGUACAAACAGUGAACAUGAUAACCCUUUAUAUAGAUGUAAAGAYAGUACAGUUUACAAGUACCCUGAUAUACUGGAGAGUGGUACAUUCUGUGUGGUAAUCAGAGGUGUCCGUCUUGGACAGACAGCUCUGAUGGAUKCUUUAAUGAUGGGUUGUAUUCCUAUUGUUAUCAGUAACAACUAUGUUCUUCCAUUCUCAGAGGUUUUGGACUGGAAGAGAGCUGUGAUCAGGUUAUCAGAGGAUGAAAUAUCAAGAAUACCAAGUAUCUUGAAACAAACUUCAAACAAUCAGAUAGAGGACAUGAAACGGCAGGGUCAAUUUUUGUGGACCAAUUACUUCAGCUCAAUGAGUAAAAUAGGUUUGACAACUCUAAAAGUGAUUAAUGACAGAAUUUAUAAACACAGAGCAUGGAAGUACGAAGACUGGAAUGCUCCAUUUGCUACAAACAAUGGUGGUCUUACAUCUACAGUUCUAUCACCCUUGUUUCUACCUCUUAUACCACCAAGAUCACAGGGCUUCACAGCAGUUGUCUUGUCUUAUGACCGUGUUGACAUGAUGUUCAAAGUAUUAAAAAAGAUAGACCAGACUCCAAGCUUGGUUAAGAUAGUCGUAGUAUGGAAUAAUGUCAAGAAGGCACCCCCAUCAGUUGCAAAAUGGCCAAAGUUGUCAAAACCAGUUAAAGUUAUACAGACAAAGAAAAAUCGCCUGAGUAACAGAUUUUAUCCAUACAGUGAGAUCGAAACAGAAGCCAUUCUUGCCAUUGAUGACGAUAUCCUAAUGUUAUCUAAUGAUGAACUUCAAUUUGGUUAUGAAGCAUGGAGGGAGUUUCCAGAUCGUCUUGUUGGAUUUCCUGGUCGUAUUCAUGUAAUGGGUAAUAACAGUCAGUUUAAAUAUGAUUCUGAGUGGACUAAUGAUGUAUCCAUGGUGUUAACUGGUGCAGCAUUUCACCAUAAGUAUUUUAGUCAUCUGUUCACAUACAUGAUGCCUUAUCAUAUUCGGUCAUGGGUGGACUCACAUAUGAAUUGUGAAGACAUUGCAAUGAAUUUUAUGGUUGCUAACUAUACUGGCAAAGCUCCAAUCAAGGUAACAUCACGUAAGAGGUUCAGRUGUCAUAAUUGUACYAGUGACUCACUCUGGGCAAAUCCCAAACACUUUGUAGAGAGAUCAUCAUGUUUGAAUGAGUUUGUGAGAGCCUAUGGUGGACAAAUACCUCUAAAAACUGUAGAGUUUCGUGCUGACCCAYUGUUGUUUAGAGAAAAUGUCCCUGCCAGAAUCAAAAAGUUCAAUAACAUUGGUACAGUGUGAUGUUUCUCGAAAUUAAUCCUUAUAUGGCCAUACCUGAUGUGAUGUCACAAAAACUGCUUCUUUAUAUGGUCAUACCAGAACUGUUUCCUUAUAUGGGCAUACCUAUUGUGCAGAUGUCCUUAUUUGGCAAUGUACUUCAAAUGUUAUAGUUACUGUUUCCUUUGAUGAUCACAUUUAUAAACACCUGUCUGUGUUUAUUUAUGUCUCCUGUGUUUUUAUGUUAAUGUUUUUGCGGCAUUACUGUACAUAAGACUAAAGAUUUUUAUAGAUAUUUUAAUAAAAGUUUAGUUGGUUUAUAUAAUAAAAUUAUAUGAUAGUCAUAA
Exaiptasia diaphana is the source of this 2719-nucleotide messenger RNA. Its product is annotated as exostosin-2. Gene Ontology annotation, cellular component: membrane. Bases 213 to 2396 code for a protein of 727 amino acids. Gene Ontology annotation, molecular function: glycosyltransferase activity. The transcript is spliced from 13 exons. The record is from RefSeq and is a predicted model, not a curated record. NCBI's taxonomy places the organism in Eukaryota, Metazoa, Cnidaria, Anthozoa, Actiniaria, Aiptasiidae.